Molecule: messenger RNA, 453 nt
Organism: Knipowitschia caucasica
Lineage: Eukaryota; Metazoa; Chordata; Actinopteri; Gobiiformes; Gobiidae
Source: the annotation of a GenBank genome assembly
AUGGCGGUCACCAGCGGGCAGACGUGUGUGUGUGUGUGGGGCAGGUUGUGGGGCAGGUCGUGGGGCAGGUUGUGGGGCAGGUUGUGGGGCAGGUUGUGGGGCAGGUUGGUGGGGCAGGUUGUGGGGCAGGUUGGUGGGGCAGGUUGUGGGGCAGGUUGGUGGGGCAGGUUGGUGGGGCAGGUUGUGGGGCAGGUUGGUGGGGCAGGUUGGUGGGGCAGGUUGUGGGGCAGGUUGUGGGGGCAGGUUGUGGGGCAGGUUGUGGGCCUGGUUGUGGGGCUGGUUGUGGUACAGGUCGUGGUACAGGUUGUGGUACAGGUAGUGGGGCAGGUUGUGGUACAGGUUGUGGUACAGGUUGUGGUACAGGUCGUGGGGCAGGUAGUGGGGCAGGUAGUGGGGCAGCAGGUUGUGGGGUACCUACCAGAUAAGCCCCCACCGUGCCCUGGGCCAGCAUGA